AUGUCCGAUCCGGAGCCCUCUGCUGCGGCGUGUUCCUCGUCCCCGCCAGCUGUUCAGACUCCCGAGUCUGCUACUCUGAACUAUGCAUUUCUUGUGCACUCCCAAAAGACCUUAACUCAGAAUCUUCCCCCGCGCGUGGAUAAUAAACUGCUGGCUCGUCAGAAACGCCGUCGGACAAGUCCGGAGGAUCACGCAAUUCUCGAGGCCGAAUAUCAACGAAACCCAAAACCAGAUAAAGCGGCUCGCGCCAGUAUCGUGGGUCGUGUAUCGUUGGGGGAGAAGGAAGUGCAGAUCUGGUUUCAGAACCGUCGGCAAAACGAUCGACGAAAGUCCAAGCCUCUCCAGCCUCACGAGCUUCUUGCCCCAAAAUCGGACGCGUCCAGUCCCCUUAGGCAGUCAACGAGCGACGACAACAACAUCGCCGCAGAGCCGUCAUCUUCCAGCGGUGUGGAUCAGUUUGACGGACCAGGCCAUGAUAGAGACGCCGCUGGACUGUCGUUCGACGAUGGCGUACCACAGUCCUCCUAUGAGUCGAUAGUGCACGGCGAUAAUGACGAUUUGGUGCGGCCUUGUUUGAGCUCGCAAACAAGCUUAUCCUCUGAGGCGUCGGAAAAAUCAAAUCCAACACCCACCCAGCAAGAUGCCACUACACCCCUUGAUGAUACACAACAGUCCGCCAAGCGAAAGCGUUCCCUAUCAGAUCUCCACGGCGAUAUGCUUGUCACUCAAGAGCCGCUGCAGACUUCGACGCCAGUGGGCUUGCAGGGCAUGAAGUCACCUCCAUCUCUUCGAAUAUCUUUGUCUUUCGAUGGGGAGGCAAUGGUGCGAAGAGAUGGUGAGCUGACACCAUCUCCUCCGAAAGGACGCAACUCCCUCCGGAUCGCCAUGUCCUCAGACGGGAAAGCAGUCAUUCGUGGCGAAGAUGAACCAUCUCCGUCCAAGGGUCGUAUCUCAAUGUUCUCGGCAAAAAGCGCCCGUUUCACCGGGCUUCGAAGGAGUAGUAGUGCGGUCGUCCUUGGGACGCCCCGAACUAGCUCCAUGGAGAAGGACAAGACCUUUGGGAGAUCCCGGGAUCCCCGAAACUGGGAGUCUUUCUUCGAUACCGACGCGAGAAGCGCUUUGUCAACUCCCAUGAGUUCUCAGAGCGCUCCAAACUCAGGCUCUCCGGGCUCCUUCCUUGCCCAGGGCCAAAGGUCACUGACCCGAAGCUUGUCAGGAAGACACGGCAACCACAUGCCAUCAACGCCUGGGGAUUAUCUUAAUACACCGGUUCCCCAACGUGCUGCUGAAAAGCGGCGAAAACUCUCGCGCACAGUCUCCUCCCUCGGUCGACUUGAGUCUGCACAGAGCUACCUCAACCGGACGCCUUCAAACACAAAUAAAAGUUCAAAACUCAUGAAAGACAACGAAGAACUGGAUUUUGGCUGCGGUGAUUCCGACAAAGAAAAUUGGAUUCCGGGAACCCGUGUCUCUCACGUUCGCCGUCGUGCAGCUUCCCAUCAUCAGUCUCAGCGCCCGGCUCUUAGGGAAGCCAGUGGACGGGAUGGCAAGAUUAGCAGGACCUUGUCAUCCAGCGGAAGACGUCCACGAAUCUCUCAACAAACGUCACAUCGUAAAUCCGUCAAGUCCAUGCCAGAGCUAGACGCGGAUGUCUCAGCUUUCAUGGCUGGUGGCGGAGGAGCGAGCCAAGAAGAAGAUCUUGACUGUGUUCAGGGCCUAUUAUCUCUGAGUCAAGGAGCAUGGAGAUAA
Molecule: messenger RNA, 1749 nt
Organism: Aspergillus clavatus NRRL 1
Lineage: Eukaryota; Fungi; Ascomycota; Eurotiomycetes; Eurotiales; Aspergillaceae
Product: homeobox domain-containing protein
Exons: 3
Coding region: 1-1749 (582 amino acids)
Biological process (GO): cell differentiation; regulation of transcription by RNA polymerase II
Molecular function (GO): RNA polymerase II cis-regulatory region sequence-specific DNA binding; DNA-binding transcription factor activity, RNA polymerase II-specific
Source: RefSeq, a predicted model, not a curated record